CACACGCACUUGCUCUCCAAGCAACUUCACCCACAACCACCAACCACACCCACCACACUCACCAUGUCCGCCCCCUCCGUCCCCCACCCCUGGAUCGCCCAGUGGGACGCCAACUACAACGCCUACUACUACGUCAACCCCGAGACCAACAUCACGCAGUGGGAGCACCCCGCGUCCGCGCCACCAGCGUACAACCAGCAGGCGGGCGGCCAGGCCAACUCGUACUACGGGGACCAGAAGCACGACUACAACAGCCAGAACCAGUACAACCAGCAGGGGCAGUACGGCGAGGCCGGCGCGCCGGGCGGUGCGGCCGACGGCGAGCGCGGCAUGGGCUCGUUCCUCGUCGGCGCGGGUGCCGGCGCCAUCGGGCACAAGAUCUUUGCCAACAAGCCCCAGCAGCAGCCCCAGCAGCAGUACUACCCCCCACAGCAGGGCUACAACCCGGGCUACGGCGGAUACCCCCAGCAGCAGUACGCGCCCCCGCCCAACAAGCCCAGCGGCGGCAUGGGCGUCGGCACGGGCCUCGCCAUUGGCGGUGCUGCGGCCGCCGGCGGCCUCCUGCUCGGCAAGCUCCUCAGCAACAACAACAACAACUCGCACGGCGGCGGCGGUCACCACCACGGCGGCAAGUACGGCAAGCAUGGCAAGCACCACCACCACCACCACUGCUAAGGUGGCCGCGCGUCGUUCUCUUUCCGAGUCUCACGUUCUUGGGUUCAUGUUGUACCAGUCCACUCGCAUUGUCUCGUAUCGUUCCUAGGGCAUGCAUACACGUCCAUGAG
This is a messenger RNA of Vanrija pseudolonga, 785 nucleotides long. RefSeq lists its product as uncharacterized. The transcript is spliced from 3 exons. NCBI's taxonomy places the organism in Eukaryota, Fungi, Basidiomycota, Tremellomycetes, Trichosporonales, Trichosporonaceae. The coding region runs from base 64 to 675 and encodes 203 amino acids. Gene Ontology annotation, molecular function: protein binding. The record is from RefSeq and is a predicted model, not a curated record.